Molecule: messenger RNA, 318 nt
Organism: Eucalyptus grandis
Lineage: Eukaryota; Viridiplantae; Streptophyta; Magnoliopsida; Myrtales; Myrtaceae
Source: the annotation of a RefSeq genome assembly
ACGACUACCAAGAUACGCAUAGUGAUUCGAUCUUUUGAUCACCCAUUUUUGGAAAACCAUUUUUUGGGGCUUCCGCCUUACACACGGAAGAUUGGAUUGCCUGAAUCACGAGUAUUAUAUACUGUGUUACGAUCACCUCAUAUUGAUAAAAAGUCCAGAGAACAAUUUGAAAUGGAAAUCAAGAAAGAAUUUCUGGUCAUAAAAACAGAAAGGCAUGAAGAAUAUUUGGAGCUCAAUAUGAAAUCCUAUUUUCUUGCAAGACUCGUUCGGAUAAGGGAAAACUCCAGAGAUUGCUUCGAAGUAAGAUCAUUGCCUUGA